AUGAAACGCAUCUUUGAGUAUCACCCACCAACCAUUUGCUACGACCAACCAGCCACUGCUGCAGUAUCGAAAGAGGACUGUGAAGCACGGAGAUCACAUGCAUUGAACGGGGUGCGAGUGUUGGAGCUGAUAGUACCGAAAAAAUCGGCUCGAACAUGGACGAUGCAGAUGGGUGACCUUUGUCGCGUGUCUCUGCCUGAAGGUUCACAAGUGGGUGAUGUUAACCUUUGGAGCUUGGAGCACCCACAAAAGGAACGGUUUUAUUCGGGCAAGACCAGACAGAUCCAUUCAACACAUCUCAAAACGUACGAUCGUUUGUGGAGUUGCUUCCCAUAUCUACGCCCGAUGGCAACGUUCGUGAGAGACUCGCUCGAAGACUACGGUAUCGAUAGAGAUGGAGGCUCACUGCAUGACGUUGUCGGUACCAGGUGUGACGAUUACAUUUACAAGCUCAUCACUGGAGAGGACCGCUUCGGCAGCUGCCACAGUUAUUUGACGGAGGCCGUUAAGCAUCAUGGAUUGACCGAACAGGAUGUGCAUGACACGUGGAAUAUAUUUAUGUGCACCGGCUUCACAAGGGAUACCCAACAGUACUUCUGUAAGCCGAGCCCAGCUCGAAAGGGAGACUUUAUAGAGUUUCUGGCCGAUAUGAACUUGCUAGUUGCCCUAAGUGCUUGCCCUCAAGGAGAUGUAUCCAUUCAAGUUGGGCAGAAGGUGCCGGAAGAAAAAUGUUUCCCAAUGAAAGUAGAAGUUUUUCGCAAGAUCUGA
Anopheles nili is the source of this 768-nucleotide messenger RNA. RefSeq lists its product as uncharacterized. The transcript has 2 exons. The record is from RefSeq and is a predicted model, not a curated record. Bases 1 to 768 code for a protein of 255 amino acids. NCBI's taxonomy places the organism in Eukaryota, Metazoa, Arthropoda, Insecta, Diptera, Culicidae.